Colossoma macropomum (tambaqui) is the source of this 4555-nucleotide messenger RNA. RefSeq names its product ubiquitin specific peptidase 30 (gene usp30). Gene Ontology annotation, cellular component: cytosol; nucleus. NCBI's taxonomy places the organism in Eukaryota, Metazoa, Chordata, Actinopteri, Characiformes, Serrasalmidae. Gene Ontology annotation, molecular function: cysteine-type deubiquitinase activity; cysteine-type endopeptidase activity. The coding region runs from base 147 to 1583 and encodes 478 amino acids. Gene Ontology annotation, biological process: protein deubiquitination. The transcript has 13 exons. The record is from RefSeq and is a predicted model, not a curated record.
CGCGCAGGAGGUCCGUAGAGCAACAAGCGUGCAGCGUGUUUACAGUUCCGCCGUGCGGAGGAAGAUGCCCUGGUGCAGACAGCAGGCCGCAGACGAGCUGGUCCGGGAGUUUCUGCGCUCAGGGUCCUCCGCCAGGUCGGAAUAAGAUGAUAAAAAACUGGGGCGUGAUCGGUGGGAUAGCCGCAGCCAUGGCCGCAGGGGUGUACGUCCUUUGGGGCCCAAUCACAGACAGGAAGAAGAAGCGGAGAGGUAUGGUGCCCGGGCUCCUGAACCUGGGCAACACUUGCUUCAUGAACUCGCUGCUGCAGGGCCUGGCCGCCUGCCCGUCCUUCAUCAGAUGGCUGGAAGACUUUAGCCAGAGCAGCGUCAGUCUAGCCAGGCCAGAGAUGGACACUCGGCUGUCUAGAACCCUGCUGCAGCUGCUUAAAGCUCUGUCCAGCCACGAGCCUGUGGAGGACGAUGUGCUGGACGCUGGAUGCCUGUUAGAAGCUCUUCGUUUGCACAGAUGGCACAUUAGCUCCUUUGAGGAACAGGACGCUCAUGAACUAUUUCACGUCCUCACCUCCUCUCUGGAGGAGGAGCGUGACCGGCGACCCAAAGUCACUCACCUGUUUGACAUGGAAACGCUGGAGAAGUCUGUGGAGUCCAGUGAAGAAACAAUAAGCUGCAGGAGUCGAGGACCGCUGCACCCUAUCCCCAGCCUCUGGAGGACUCAGCAUCCUUUCCAUGGACGCCUAACCAGCUACAUGGCCUGUAAACGCUGUGAGCGGCAGAGUCCAGUGCGUUACGAUUCGUUCGACAGCCUCUCUCUGUCCAUUCCUGCCGUUCAGUGGGGUCGGCCGGUCACUCUGGAUCAGUGUCUUCAGCAUUUCAUCUCUUCUGAAACCAUUAAGGAGGUGGAGUGUGAAAACUGCACCAAGACGCAGGCCGGCGAGGUGGUGAAUGGACAGGUCGUUGAGAGCCAGAGGACGACGUUCGUUAAGCAGCUUAAGCUCGGAAAGCUUCCACAGUGUCUGUGCAUCCACCUGCAGAGGCUGACGUGGUCCACUGAGGGCACUCCGAUAAAGAGACAGGAGCAUGUUCAGUUCUCUGAGUAUCUGAGUAUGGACCGUUAUAAACACUGCAGUGCAGCUCAGAGGCUCCAGAAGCCCAGCAGAGCCAAUAAACCCAGCAGCAGCGACGCGCCAGGAGACACGCAUGACCAGGCCAUCGCCAACGGCGUCGACCCAGAGCACCACAACAACAACAAACCUCUCACAAACGGAGCCUUCUCAUCUGUCUUCAUCCGUUCUCCUGGACUCGGUCCUCAGCUCAACCUCACGUAUGACUACAGCUCGUCGGAGUACCUGUUCCGGUUGACCGCUGUGCUGGUGCACCAUGGAGACAUGCACUCGGGCCACUUCAUCACGUACCGCCGCGGAUCGCCCUCCCCCCGCAGCCCCUCCCCCUUCAGUCCCCAGUGGCUGUGGGUGUCGGACGACGCGGUGCGCAAAGCCAGCCUGCAGGAGGCGCUCUCCUCCAGCGCGUACCUGCUGUUCUACGAGCGCGUGCGGGGCCGACCCGGCCUGCUCGCAGAGGAGUAGCUGCAGACCUGCCGAUUGGCCGCCUUUACUGCGCGUGCUGCCCGGAAUAGUCGUACCAAAACGAGGCGCUGCCCUGUGGGCUGCGAUCUGUCAAGGAGCUGAUUUAAAAACUGUUUCUGAAGGAAGAAAUGAGGCCUCAUGCUGCAGCUUGUGUUUUUUUUUCGGAUAGAAAUAGGGAGAUUAAUAGGGAGACCUUGUGCACCAAAUGAGCACCAACUCGGAGCUCCUCCUCAGUGUUCACAGUGCAGAGACCUUGGUCUGCUUUCAUGGUGUUUACCCAGCCACCUCCUUUUGUUACGUAGGACCCCAGAAUUUCCUCAAGUUUGUGGGCUUGGUGAAGCGCAUCAGAGCAGAAAGACAGCUGAACAAGGGAAAUUCCACCGAUUUUUCAAAAUUUCUGCAUAAUCAAGUGAUUGAGAUGUGAAGUCGUUCAGAGCGGUUUGGUGUGAAAUGGUCUUUGCAGUGGUGGUGAUAGGAACCAGGGGUCGCCAUGACUACAACACAAACAUAGCCAUUUUAUUCACUAUCCAAAACCACCAGUGUAAUGUUGAUGAAGGUAAAAUAGAAAUAAGUUUGAGGACUAUUUUACCUCAUAACACCUUACAUGUAUCCCUCCACCAUGAAUGGAAUUAAAAAAUAUGUUUUAGACCAAAGUUGUCACAGUGUCUUAGAAAUCAUGCAGCAUCUUUAUAACCAUCUCAUGUAAUAACUUUCUGUGAGGGAGCUUUAAGAGGUGCACAUUUGGUUCCUAUCACCACCACUGUGAACAAGCCUGACUUUACAUCUUAACCAAUUAAUUAUGCUGAAAUUUUGGGAAAAUCGGUGGAAUUCCCCAUCAAAUGUUAAGUCGAUUUAGUAGAUGUUCAUUUUGCUGCAAUAUUUUUUUUAAAAAAACAGCCCACGAUUUCUAGCUGCUAAUGAAUUGUGUGCGUUAGCAUGCAGUAGUAAUGUUAAACGACGACAAACCAGCCUGCUUUGGUGAUGUUGGUACUCAGUGUUGGUGGAAUGACUUCGGACAUCAGUCUUUCAAGGACCAUCCUGAUCUGGACCAGUAGCCUUGGGAUAUUUUAGAGUUAACCACUGUUCAUUUCCCUGUACAGCUGUCUAUCAAACCGUGUCAUGAUCAUUUAGCAGAGCUGCGAAGGAUGAUCGUUCCUUUCCUUUGAGGCAGUAGCGAAUAACAAGUGGACUUUUCUCUUUGUCUGAGAGUGCGAGUGAGUGAGUGAGUGCAUGUGGGAACCUACUUUUGCACAUAUACUGUGUGGAGUUCUUAAAGUGUUUGACUUCCCCCACCCCGUGCCAACUUCUAGUCUGGAAACAACUUUAAAGGGGAAUUCCACUAUUUUUUCCCAAAUUUUUGGUGUAAUUCAGUGUUUGAGUGUAAACAACAUCAUUUCAGAGUGGUUUUGAUGUGAAAUGGUUCACUGUCAACUUUACCGACUCAGAACCGGGGUCGCGAUGGGCCGAUCAGCGACACCUUUCUCCAGUAACCUGUUUCAGCAAGUAAUGCCACAAAGAAGCUGCUUAAAGCUGCACUAUGUAGCAUUUCUGAGUCAGACUAAAAACAGGUUAAAUAUGGUGUAUAAGUUGCCCUGUAAAACCUAAAAUAGUCAUUUAAAGUCGAGGCUUCUGGUCUGGAGUGUUUUUCACAACCCGUCGCAUGUCUUUGCAUGUUAACGGCACACGCACAGCCUCAAAAAGAAGGUCCGACUCGAUGUUUAGGUGUCAACGACACGUUUUUCACAGUUUUGACUGAGUUCUCUUUCACUCAUUGCAUUAAUCCGCUCAGCGCAGGGGUCCGAAGCACAGCCCGCAUUACACAGUGUUCUUCCACACGUUGCGUGCAAUUACACAUUUCCACCAGAGGGGUCUCCAAAUCCCAAAAGCUUACAUGGUGCAGCUUAAAAAUGGGACAAUUUGUGUUUCUUGGCAGCCUCUUUUACAGCCUCUUGUCAAAAUAAUAAAGUAGUUAAAGCUUACUUUGUUAAGUUAGCCUACAGGCUACUGUUGCUCUAGCCUACUGUUAUUAGACUGAGAUCUAAAAUUUUGACAGAACCAGUUUGAAGAACUGAGAACCAGCAAAGCCAACAAGGAAACAUGUUCUGAAAGCAUGGAAGCUGCAGCACGGCUUUAUCGUUUUAACAAACAUGACCAGCUUAGCAUUCGCAGUGCUGCCUCCCUCUGCUUUAGAACGUUUUAAAGCUGGACGAUGUAUCCCGAUACUGUCGUCAAUCAGCACGAGCCUAGAAACUACAUGUAAUGUUAAUGAUAGUAAAAUAGAUUGUAAAUCUGAAAAAGUAGGUUUUCUCUGAGGACUAUUUUGCCAUGUAACACACUGCUUGUAUCCCUCCACCAUGAAUGUAUUUUUAAACAUACGUACAGGUAAAACAAUGUCUGGGACAUCAGGUAACACAUUCAUAACCAUUUCAUGUAGUAACUUGCUGUGAGGGACCUUUUAGAGGUGGACGUCUGGUUCCCAUCACCACCACUGUGAACAAUUCUGACUAGGUUUGUCUAGAACGGAGCGUUUCACACCAAACCACUCUGAAUGACUCUGUUUACAUCUUAACCACUUAAUUAUGCAGAAAAUUAAAAAAAAUCUGAUGGAUUCCACUUUUAGUCCUCUUAGAGAAGCUGACUAGAUGAGAUAAUCCUAUGACUGUUGUGUGUAGUGGGCUGUUUGUCAAAGCCCUUCGGUCAGGGUUGUGUCGACUACUGCAGAACCAAAUAUUGUCUUCAGUAAGUGAUCUGUCCAGUAGUCGGCCCCGUUCAGGAGAAGCCCACUGCCAAGUGUGCCCAUGUGCAGUACUGUUUGAGGAGUAAAACAACAUUGUAUGAUAAUUGUACGUUAAGCCAUUUGCACUGAGAUCUAUUUUUAUGAUGACCUGUUGCCGUGUGUAUGAUUGUAAGAAUGGAUUUUGAAUGUUUUCUCACAUUUAAAUUAUGCUGAAUAAAUUUCUGCAACUGUAAAA